Ylistrum balloti is the source of this 1914-nucleotide messenger RNA. RefSeq lists its product as uncharacterized. The transcript has a single exon. NCBI's taxonomy places the organism in Eukaryota, Metazoa, Mollusca, Bivalvia, Pectinida, Pectinidae. Bases 1 to 1914 code for a protein of 637 amino acids. The record is from RefSeq and is a predicted model, not a curated record.
AUGAGAUCAAAAAAAGUACGCAGAUGUUUAGGUGUGUCCGUCUGCGGCAUUCUCCUCUUCAUGAUGUCCGAGAGCAUUAUAGAUUUUUUCAAGGUCAUUCCACACGACAUCUUUAUCCUUAAUGACAUAGAUAACGGUUCGUCUUGCGCCUUGCCUAAGCACGACCCAUUUGAUAGUAGCAUUAUGAAAUAUUUCUACGACAUUGAAUUGCCUUGCGACAAAUACCCGGAUGUUGUUUAUCUGGACUCCGAGUUGCAGAUACAGACGAACACGUCUGCAGUUAAGGAGGCUGGGUGGCGCCAUCUGACAUGUGAACGAGAGAUGAUACAGAGAGUGAACGAAGAAAAUAUCGCUUAUGUUCCCCUUGGAUCAAACGCAUCAUCAACGGUAUAUAGUGACUGUUCUAAGAUAUCGUGCAUGGACGAAAGCUCUUCGUUAGUAUACCAACAAAUGAUGUUUCAUGUCGAUAGUAAGCGGUUACUCAAAACCAAAGUUAUCAAGGACGAGGAUCCGGAAAUCCCGAGUGUCCUCAUCUUUGGCAUUGACUCUCUGUCCCAACUAAUGGCAAAGCGACUACUGCCAAACACUCUCGAAUACCUCCAGCGGUCAAUUGGGGCCUACAUAUUCAAUGGCUACACGAAAGUGGCUGAAAACACUUUUCCUAAUCUGAUUUCUUUGCUAUCCGGACGGAAAGAAAUAAGUGAAGCGUUUUAUCGCGACAAAUAUCUGGACAAUAUCAUACCUUUCAUUUGGAAGAAUUUCUCUGACAAGGGCUACGUGACGAUGUUUGCUGAAGAACAACCAAUGUCUCCUAGCUUCAAUGCAGUCUCUAAAGGGUUCAAAAACCCUCCUACUGAUCAUUAUUUCAUGCCAUGCGCAAUGGCAAUGGAUAACACUAAAACCCUUAUUCAUUCUCCCAAUUACAAAUACUCUUCCACAUUUUACAAAUUAUUAUUAUUAAAACAAUUUAUGUUUUGUCAUGGGAGUAAAGCCAAGUAUGAAAUUCAUAUCGAUUAUUUGAAAUCGUUUUUAUCAUCGUACAAAAAUAAGCGCAAGUUUUCUGUCACCUGGAUCGCAUCAUUGGCACAUGAUGAACCCAACUAUCUCCGACUAGCAGAUGAUCAAUUUCGAGAGUUCUUUAAAUGGUCAAAUAUUAAUGGACACUUAAAAAACACCAUAUUGAUAUUCGUGGGAGACCAUGGAUCCAACCUCAAUGAUAUCCGGAACACGGUCAUCGGUCGGGUAGAAGAGAGAAUGCCGAUUUUCGCUAUCGCUCUACCACCACAUCUAAAACAAAAAUAUCCUAACCUUGACGUCAAUCUACGUUUAAAUAAGGACAGGUUGACGUCUCAUUUUGAUACCUAUUACACUAUGGUUGAUAUUCUCCAAGGAUCGUUUUCUGUAUCACAUGGAAAAGGACAAGUUGGCAGAAGUCUGUUUAGACCGGUACCGUCGGACCGAUCAUGUCAAGACGCCGGCAUCCGGAGAGAAUAUUGUCCCUGUCACAAGUAUGUUCCGGUUGACGUUCCAAUAGAAAAACUCAAAACUUUUGCCCAGAAAAUUGUUGAGAAAAUUAACUCAAAAUUUAAUAUCGUCAAUAUGCAAUGUAAGCAACUUUCUUUGAACAAAAUAGAAAAUUCUCAGAAGAUCAUGUCACAUUUUGUCCCUGUUGCUCAAAAGAAACAGUUCACCUGGUACAGUCUAUGGCAUGUUAGAUCCACCCAUAUAGAAAGUAAACAAUACAGAAUGUUGAUAAGUACACUCCCAGGCUCGGCACGGUUUGAGAGCUCGGUAACCGUCCAUUCAAACGGCAAAAUUGAGGUUUGGGACCAAAUAAGUCGGGCAAACAGGUACGGCAAUCAGUCACACUGUGUUAAAGAAAUCGAGUUGAAACCUUUCUGUUUUUGUGGAUAA